AUGCCGCGAAAACGCGCGCUCGCAGAAGAUCAACCUGCAAGAAAGCAGCGGCUUCGGCGGGGCCAAGCCCUCAACGACGACGCUACCAAAUUGUCAUCGACGCUGGACUUUAACGGUGUGUGGAGAGAGCUAAAGGCAGCUGGGUGGACGUCCAAGCUUCCAAGUGGCCUCGACGAUCGAUAUCGAGAUGGAUCUGGAGUAGCGGCUGUAGCUGACAACGCACAGGACUUAGUCGCACGCUCGAAACGCAACAACAUUGGUGGUGUAUCCCUCACUCGUGGUAUGACUCCAAGAGACCACGCCCGUCGUGCCGAUGGUGCUUAUAGUGACCGUGGUAAGUCCACAACAAGCGGCCGGAAGGAAUUCCAAACUAGAGGUGAUCUUCGAGCGCGCCGGGGGUUGCGCGGCUGCGAAGAGCAAGUAGCCAUACAAGAUGGUGGCGUUGGUGUGAAUGACGAUGGCGGUGGUGCUGAAGGUGUACAAUCCGGAGCUUCUCGUAACCUCAACCAAGCCGUUACGACCAUGCAGUACUCUGUCGCUGAACUAUCUGCUCCUGGAGCUGGUGUUGGCCACCGCCGAGCUGCAAAUCACGAUGGUUGUGGCGUGGUAACGUGUGGUGUGGAUGUGGAAGCAAGGCGUGGUGAAGGCAAUGGUGGCGUUGCAGUCACAGAAGGUAGUGGUGGACGUGGGCAGAUUGCCACUCCACAAAGACGACAGCCUGGCAGCGCUGAUGCUGUGGACAUUGUGAGUAGCCAAGACGGUGGAUCGGGCAGUGGAGGUGGCAGACGGGACGAUCCCUAG
Phytophthora infestans T30-4 is the source of this 801-nucleotide messenger RNA. RefSeq lists its product as uncharacterized. The coding region runs from base 1 to 801 and encodes 266 amino acids. The transcript has 3 exons. The record is from RefSeq and is a predicted model, not a curated record. NCBI's taxonomy places the organism in Eukaryota, Oomycota, Peronosporomycetes, Peronosporales, Peronosporaceae.